AUGAGCAUUCUCACGUUCACAUUUCAAAUUCUUACCAUUUGCGGAUGUUGGCCAUCCAAUUCGUGGACGUCACCAUACAAACGUAUUAUGUACAAUGUAUACACAGUCUGCAUAGUUCUUUUAAUGAAUACGUUUAUGUUGUCGCAAGUGCUGGAUAUAAUUCUGAACGUCGACAACACCGACGAUUUUGCCGAUAAUUUUUACGUGACGCUUGCCAUGAUCGUUUCUUGCUUCAAGAUGUUUAGUUUAUUGAGAAAUCGCAGCAACAUUGCGAUGCUGAUCGAUAUUCUAAUGAAGAAACCAUGUAAGCCCAUUGAACAGGAUGAAAUAGAAAUUCGACAGAAAUUUGAUAGACUUAUACAGACAAACACAUUCUGUUACGCGGCUAUGGUCGAAAUAACAUGUGCAUUUGCAAUAGCAACAUCAGUGUUCAAAGAUUACAGGAAGAGUAGACUACCUUUCAGAGCAUGGUUACCAUUUAAUUACUCCUCGCCGAUGCUAUUUCGAAUCGUUUACGUGCAUCAAUCGAUAAGUAUAACGGCAGGAUCGAUGCUUCACAUCGCUUGCGACAGUCUAAUUUGCGGAUUAUUGAUGCAUGUCUGCUCUCAAAUAGAGAUAUUCGAGUGUCAUCUGAGGAAAGUCGUAAACAACUCGCAUUUUCUUGAAGAGUCAGUCAUGCAACACAUAUGCGUCUCUAAAUUCGCGUUUCUGGUGAACAAAAAAUUUAGAUCGAUCAUCACCGUUCAGUUUGUAGUAAGCACGUUGGUAGUGUGUUUUAAUCUGCAUCAACUGACACAGAUGAGCGUAAAUGCGAAAUAUGUUCAAAUAAUGUUAUAUAUGUGUUGCAUGCUGACACAAAUCUUCUUUUAUUGCUGGUACGGAAAUGAAGUCAAGCUUAAGAGCCAGCAACUGAUCAGAAACGUGUUCGAAAUGGACUGGUUAGCUUUGGAUCAUAACAUGCAAAAAAGUUUGUUAAUAAUUAUGAUGCGCGGUAUGGUACCUAUUGAAUUUACGAGUGCCUAUGUUAUCUCUAUGAAUCUUGAAUCAUUCGUUGGUUUGCUCAAGACAUCAUAUUCUGCCUACAAUAUACUUCAGCAAAUGAAAAUUACAAUGCGCGUAUUAGACUAUACAUUAAAAAUUUUAACAAUCUGUGGUUGCUGGACCCCGGACUCUUGGACGUCUUCCUACAGACGUCUCCUGUAUCAUGUAUAUGCAAUUUUCAUACUUGCAUUAAUAAGUACGUUUACACUGUCGCAAUUUCUGGAUCUGAUUCUAAUAGUGGAAAAUCCGGACGACUUUACCGAUAAUUUCUAUAUGCUUCUUGCCAUGAUCGUUUCUUGCUUUAAAAUGUUUAGUUUGCUAGUAAAUCGCAGCAAUAUUGCGAUUUUAACAGAUAUUCUUAUGAAUAUACCAUGUAAACCAAUUGGACCAGAUGAGGUGGAAAUUCGACAGAAAUUCGAUAGACUUAUCGAAAUGAAUACGCUGCAUUAUGCGAUUCUAGUUGAAUUCUCAAGCUUAUAUUCGGUGGUACAAUCAUUAUUCACGGAUUAUCGGGAAGGGAAGUUAACAUACAGAGCUUGGUUACCCUUCGAUUAUUCCUCGGCAGUACUUUUUCAUUUUAUGUACUUUCAUCAGUUAAUAGCCUUACUUGUCGGGGCUCUUCUACAUGUUGCUUGCGACAGUCUGAUAUGUGGAUUAAUAUUGCACAUAUGCUGUCAACUAGAGAUAUUGAAUUCUCGUUUGAAAAGAGUCAUACGCAAUCCAAAAAUUCUUCGUGGCUGCGUCGUUCAACACAAUCUUAUGAUAAAAUUUGCCUUUAUGGUGAAUAAGAAGUUCAGAUUCACUAUUACCUUUCAAUUUAUAGUAAGUACGUUGGUAGUGUGCAUUACAUUAUAUCAACUCACAAAGACAAAUGCGAAAGUCAUUCAAUUAGGAUUAUACAUGUCGUGCAUGCUAACACAAAUCUUUUUGUAUUGUUGGUACGGAAAUGAAGUUAAAUUAAAGAGUAUGCAGCUGAUCAAUAACCUAUUUGAAAUAGAAUGGCUUUCUCUGCGGGAAGAUAUAAAGAAAGAUUUAUUGACAAUCACAAGGUGCGGCACUGUUCCCAUCGAAUUUACGAGCGCCUAUAUUUUCCCCAUGAAUCUCGAAUCGUUUGUGGGUUUACUCAAGACAUCAUAUUCGACUUACAAUAUACUCCAGCAAAUGAGAGAUGAAAGUGUCGAAGGUAAAUAG
Nylanderia fulva is the source of this 2232-nucleotide messenger RNA. Its product is annotated as 4-vinylanisole receptor-like. Gene Ontology annotation, cellular component: plasma membrane. Gene Ontology annotation, molecular function: odorant binding; olfactory receptor activity. Lineage: Eukaryota; Metazoa; Arthropoda; Insecta; Hymenoptera; Formicidae. The record is from RefSeq and is a predicted model, not a curated record. Gene Ontology annotation, biological process: sensory perception of smell; detection of chemical stimulus involved in sensory perception of smell.